Molecule: messenger RNA, 2239 nt
Organism: Oryzias latipes (Japanese medaka)
Lineage: Eukaryota; Metazoa; Chordata; Actinopteri; Beloniformes; Adrianichthyidae
Gene: fgf8a
Product: fibroblast growth factor 8a
Molecular function (GO): growth factor activity
Source: RefSeq, a predicted model, not a curated record
AGGCUCCUCCUCGGACCUCCCUAACCCUGCCAACCGCAGACAGCUCCCCAGGUACAGAGAUGCAUCGAAUCAAAGGGAGGGGGGUGCAGGGGAGCGAGGCCCGGGGUGUCCGCUUUUGUUUUGCAGAAAAAGGGGGUUUGUUCGUAACGGGCCAGGCUUUAAGCGGAGGUGCGCCACCGCAGAGCUACAAGCUUGACACUGGAGCGCUGUGGGAUGGGAUCAGAGGAAGGAGAAGCGGAGCGUUCUGCACACAGCCCCACCAAACCCGAGCGGAGCGAGCCCAUCAGGCACGAGCCUCAGCCCUGACGCACACCUGGGGUCAACAGAGGACGACUAGGAGCGAUGUUCUGGGCAAUCUGACUGGAACAGUCUCAGGAAAAUCCAUCUGCGCUAGAAUUUACACUCCUGCUUUUGCAAGCGUGCCAAGACGCAGCCUCCGGACCAGAGCCGACAUCCUGGCUUUGAAGGACAUUUUGCCAUUAAGGAAUAGAAAGGUUGUAAUAUAGAAAUGAUGUCAGGUGUGAGCGCAUCCGCCUUAUCUCCGUCCCUAUGAGCUACACUGGAUUUUAAGGGAAUUAUUGUAGUUUUUAGCAUAGUGAGCUGCAGAUUGUGUCAACUUUGGAAGUCCUAAGUAGAGCCUUUACGGUUUAGUUCUGCAUUCAUGAUGAGACCCGUGCCAUGCAGCUAUGUGUUUCUGCAUUUAUUUGCCUUCUGCCACUAUGCACAGGUAACCAAUCAGUCCUCGCCUAAUUUCACGCAGCAUGUAAGCGAGCAGAGCAGAGUGACGGACCACGUAAGCCGCCGGUUGAUCCGCGUCUACCAGCUGUACAGUCGGACGAGCGGCAAGCACGUGCAGGUCCUGUCCAACAAGAAGAUCAACGCCAUGGCCGAGGACGGAGAUGUGCACGCAAAGCUCAUUGUGGAGACUGACACAUUUGGAAGUCAAGUGCGCAUCAAGGGCGCCCAGACGGGCCUUUACAUCUGUAUGAAUAAGAAGGGGAAGCUCAUUGGCAAGAAAAACGGGCAGAGCCGUGACUGCAUCUUCACCGAGAUUGUUCUAGAAAACAACUACACCGCGUUGAGGAACGCCCACUACAACGACUGGUACAUGGCAUUUACUCGGCGCGGGCGACCCCGAAGAGGCUCGCAGACUCGCCAACACCAGCGUGAGGUCCAUUUUAUGAAAAGAUUGCCAAGGGGGCAGCAAGUCAUCCACUCAAGCCAACAUAGGCCUUUUGACUUCAUCCACUCAUUCAGUCAAAGGACUAAACGCACACGAUACUCAUCAGAGCGCAGACAACCAUAAAGACUAAAUUAUUUACCACUACACUUGUUCUUUCUCUCCAAAAUGGGACAUUUUGUACUAUAUCAGUAGCUUAUGUCAAGCCUUCCAAUAGUAAGGAAUGUUGUAAUAUAAAACUUCAAAUCUAUUUUUGUAUGCAAGACUUCUAGCACCGAUGCUUGAAGACAGUGAAAGUGAAAAAACAAGUCAUUGGAUGCAGAAAAUCCACUAUAUGACUCAUCUUCAUUUUUUGCAUGUUAUUAUGUUGCCCAAUGCUCAAGAAGACUUGAAGGGGACUAGCUAAUGGUGUUGUAUAGGGAAUGCUGUUUUCAGAGACAUUGUCAGAUGCUGCACUGUGAAGCGUGGGGGCUGAGAAACAAUUCCCUCCUUCUGCACUGGAAUUUUUUGAACAUCUUCUGAGAAAACGACCUCUGCUAGAGUCCAGAGUAAUGGAGCCUUGUGGGGAAAAAACAUGACCUAAUCAAGGGUUUCAAGUAGAAACUGUUGAAGCCUCUGCCACUACUUCUGUGUUCUUGGUUCUUAUAAAAUGUGCUUUUAUAAAUAUAGAAUUAUUUUGUUUAUUUUAGAAUGUGUAGAGUAUUUUUGAAAUAAAUAUUUAUUAAAAAUGUUAAAUAAAUGCACAUUAGAAUUGUUGAUUUCUCUUUGAAAGCCUUUUUUUUUUUUACAUAUUAGUUGAAAUAACAUUUAUUGUGGGCUACAUUUUCAGUGUUGGUUCUUGUAGCCUGAUAAGCCCCUCAACAAAUAUGAUCUACUUCAUGUCAUACUGUGAUUGGACCUUGUGGGUACCUGUAUUUGCUGCCAUCAGAUUUCAGGCUACUAUGUUCCUUUAAAAAAAUACUGUUUAUUUUCCAGGUAACCCACUUGUUCUUUGUGUAGACUGUGUAUUUAUAACUUUAUGACUCUCGGCUUAUAAAAACUUGUAACUCUCCCCCCUCA